Messenger RNA from Pyrus x bretschneideri (Chinese white pear), 2999 nucleotides. Its product is annotated as cyclic nucleotide-gated ion channel 1-like. The transcript has 8 exons. Gene Ontology annotation, biological process: monoatomic ion transport; transmembrane transport. The record is from RefSeq and is a predicted model, not a curated record. Gene Ontology annotation, molecular function: monoatomic ion channel activity. Lineage: Eukaryota; Viridiplantae; Streptophyta; Magnoliopsida; Rosales; Rosaceae. Gene Ontology annotation, cellular component: membrane. Bases 555 to 2768 code for a protein of 737 amino acids.
UUAGCAAUUUUUAAUGAACUUAGGGACUUCAUUUACCCAAAAAAAAAUUCAAGAACUAAAUCGGCACUUCAUCCUUAAUCUAAUCAACUACUUUUUUUUUUUUUUUGUUCUUUUUAAUAAAAUUGAUAUUAUAUUAUUGGUUUGAAAAAUGGCACACCUUAAAUUGGCAUUUGAGUCCAAAUAUCAAGUCAUAAUCGAGCAACAAUUUACGUUGCAUGACUUAACACGAGUGUCUAUUAUUAUUAUGGGAACUGUUUUUUUGCUCAUCGUCUGUUCACUUAUAUUAUGACACUUAAUGUACUAGAUUGUGUUUCCGAUACAAUAAAAAUCUCUCCUAGUAAUGAUGUUUUUCUAGCGUAUUAUAUGAUAUGCCCUAAAUAUAUAAUUACUGCUGGUGUUGAAACGUGCAGUCCUUUGAUCUUAUCAACUCAAAUGCUAGCUCUCUGCGUGCUAUUCUCCCUCCACCUUGUAAACUGAAAACCUCGUCGUAGCUAUUUAGGUAAUCUCUUUUGCUCAUCAUCAGGGUCAUUGAGUACAUAUAUAUUUGAGUUAUUAUGGAGAGAAUCGUCAGUAUAGAAACUUCAGAUGGGGAGGACCCGGUAGCAAAGAAAAUGGGCAGAAAGGCUGGAGAAAGUUCAAAAGCAAUAUGGAACAUGAUAUUUGCGAUAUCAUGCGUAUUUGCUGUCUCUCUGGAUCCCUUGUUCUUUUACGUCAUGAUCAUCGAUCAGGAUGACAAGUGCCUUCAAAUGGACAAAACGUUGAGCAUUGUUGCUUGUCUCACGCGAUCACUCACGGAUGUCAUUUUCCUGGUUCAUUUUAUACUUGAAAUUUAUGACCGUGUUCAAAAUCCAAAACCACAAACCCAAAAAAAUGGGGGGAAUUCAGAUAAGAAAUCGAAAAUCAGAAAGUUGAUUGAUCAUGUUUCCGUGAAAAUAGCUCAGAAGAUGCCAUGGUUAUCUGUCUUUACUGUAAUAGGCUUUUUCGCUCUUCUUCCCCUCCCACAACUGCUAAUAGGAAUUAUUUUUUACACAAUGAAAGGCUCAGGAUUUGUGGAACACAAAAACGUUCUGACUUUUUUUCUUCUCUGUCAAUAUUUUCCGAGGAUUUAUCGAAUCUACCUAUCGGCCAAGGAUUUCAAAAUGAUUAAUGGGAAGUGGAUUAAGGGUCUAUACAACAUGUUUCUGUACAUUCUUUCCAGCCACGUACUCGGAGCUUUUUGGUAUUUUUUUUCUAUUCAACGAGAGUUAACAUGUUGGCAAGAGGCUUGUGUAAAUCAUAGUAAAGAUCCCAGAGCAUGUUUGAAUACUUUCAACUGUGAUAGUCGAAGUACCAUUGCAAGAAAUAUAACAUUUCUAAAUGAGCAUUGCCCGUUAGAUAAUCCAAAUGGUGCUUCAUCUCCAUUUAACUUUGGAAUUUUUAUUGAUUCCCUUCAGAAUCAAAACACAGAGCAUAUACUGUUCAGAAAAAAGUUUUUUUACUCUUUAUGGUGGGGCCUACGAAAUAUAAGUAAUUUUGGGACUAAUCUGACAACAAGUACAUAUGUGUGGGAAAACUUGUUUGCGAUUUUCAUUUCUAUCGUUGGUUUGCUACUGUUUUUAUAUCUCAUUGGAAACGUGCAGACUUUUAUGCAGAUGGAAGCUACAAAAAAAGAGGAGAUAAGACAAAAGAUUAAGAUGAAGAAGCUAGACGUACACGCUUGGAUGUCCACAAAUGAACUUCCUUAUGAUAUAAGGGAAGAAAUCUUGAGUAGCAUAAAGCAAACAUUGAAACAAAAAACAUUGAAACAACACAUUGACGCUGAUCUCCAUAAUUUUCUGUUCUCCAUUCUUCCCAGGAAAACCAAAACAUCUUUGAAGCGUUGUCUUUGCAUGAAAACACUUAAGAAAGUAAAAAUACUUCAAGGCAUGCAUGACAAAGUGUUGACGUUGAUGUGCGACUAUCUGCAGCCAGUGACGUACAUUGAGAACAGCAACAUUUUUCGAAUGGGAGAUCCACUCGACUGCAUGCUGAUCAUUAUGGAAGGGACAGUGUGGACCUACGCGUCGAGUGAUAGUCAACUUGGGCGAGGAAACUCAUCAAUGGGCACCAUGCCCCUCCGGAAAGGUGACUUUUACGGGGAAGAGCUUUUCGAUUGGGCACCAGGCAGUUUCGCCGAACUUCCAGUCUCCAGCAAACAUGUCAAAACUCGGGUAAAAGUAGAUGCAUUCCUGCUCACGGCCCAUGACUUGUAUAGUGUAGUUUCCAAACACAGGCUACAGUGGAAGAAGGGUACUCAAACUCCAGCGGUGAAGUUCAUGGCAGCUUCUACUAUAGCAACAACAUUCCGUCGUGGUCGUCGUCUCCGAGCUAUAACCAAAGUAAAAAAGCUUCAAGACAUGGAUGACAAAAUGUUGACGUCGAUCUGCGACUAUACAACGCAAGUGUCGUACAAUGAGAACAGUUUUAUUUUUCAAAUGGGAGAUCCAAUCGACCGCAUGCUGUUCAUAAUCGGAGGGAUAGCGUGGACCUACACGUCGAGUGAUGUUCAAGCUGAGCAAGGAAUCCCAUCAAUGGCCCCCAAGCCUCUCCGGAAAGGUGACUUCUACGGGGAAGAGCUUCUCGAUUGCGCAUCAGACAGUUUCACCAAACUUCCAAUCUCUAGCAAACAUGUCAGAUGUCAGACAAAAGUAGAAGCAUUUGUGCUUAUGGCCAAGGACUUGAAAACUGUAAUUUCCAAGUACCCGCUACAGUGGGAGAAAAACGAGAAGAAGAGGGUUCUCAAGAGGUGAAGGACAUGGCAGCUUCUACUACAGCAACAGCAUACCGUCGUGCUCUCAAGCCUCUUCCAUAGCGUUUUUGGAACGCUAUAAAAUGCUUUUGUAUUAUAACGUUUCUAAACCCCAAGUACUAUUAGUUUUUUUUUAACAACCGACUGUAUCUACACAAAUGAGAGGGGCAAGGUUUAGCCCUAAUUUGGUACUGAGGUGAUUCUAAAAAAAGUGGCUAUCAAAAAAAGCUGG